This is a messenger RNA of Alosa alosa (allis shad), 3363 nucleotides long. It is a transcript of the gene gucy2g, whose product is annotated as guanylate cyclase 2g. Lineage: Eukaryota; Metazoa; Chordata; Actinopteri; Clupeiformes; Clupeidae. Gene Ontology annotation, molecular function: peptide receptor activity; guanylate cyclase activity; ATP binding. The record is from RefSeq and is a predicted model, not a curated record. The transcript has 24 exons. The coding region runs from base 1 to 3363 and encodes 1120 amino acids. Gene Ontology annotation, biological process: receptor guanylyl cyclase signaling pathway; protein phosphorylation; cGMP biosynthetic process.
AUGGUUCUCUUGCAGAGGGCUGUCGCUGUCCUCCUGUUGCUGUGUGUGUGGACGUCAGUGGCGCGGCUCCGCGCUGACCCCACCGGCCGCCUCGUCCUGGGCUUCCAGGCGCCGCUUAACGCCUCGUUCCCGUUUAGCGCGCGACGCCUGGGCUCGGCUGCUACGCUGGCCGUCGAGAGGGUCAACUCCAACCGCGCGUUGCUAGGUAACCUGACGCUGGAGGUGGCCUUUGCGGACACCAGGUGUGAUGCCAAGGCUGCACUCCGCUCCUUCAUAGACCUGCACUGGGAGAGGAACAUCUCUGCACUGUUUGGACCGCCAUGCCCAGAGGAGGCUGAGGUCACAGGCCUUCUCGCUUCCUGCUGGGACAUCCCCAUAUUUGGCUUCGUGGGCCAGUCUCAGAAAAUGGACAAUGCUGCCGUCUACGACACCUACAUCAAGGUGGUCCCCCCGCUCAAGAGGAUUGGUGAGGUCCUGGUCAAGGCUCUAGACUUUUUUGGGUGGAACCAUGUUGCGUUGUUGGGGGGUGGUGCGGACUCCAACUCGUGGAACAGGGUGGACGCGUUGUGGAAGGCCGUGGAGGAGGAGCUACAGGAGAGCAAGACUGUGACAGCAGCCGUCAAGUUCGACACCAGCAACGAUGCACUCGUCCAGAAAAACAUCAGAUACAUAGCAACCGUCGCUAGGGUGAUCGUGGUGUUGACCAAUGCGGAGGACUCUACUGCCCUGUUCCAGGAGGCGCAGUGGCAGGGCUUGAUGUCGGGCGAGUACGUCUUCAUCCUCGUCCAGCAGUUUGAGGUCAGUGGCAGUCUGGACAACCUGUGGAAGUGUGCCUUGAGUAAGGACGGAGACCAGAGCUCUGCGCGGGCCUUCGGCAUGGUCUUCGUCAUCGCCCAGAAGACCUACGAGGGCUACGAGUACUAUGACUUCUUCCAGCAGGUCCACGCCAGGUUGACUGAUGCCCCAUUCCACAGCAACCUGACCUCUGAGGUAGAGGUGAGUUCUUAUGCAGCGUACCUGCAUGACGCAGUGCUUCUGUACGCCAUGGGGCUGAAGGAGGUGGUGAGCGAUGGCAAGGACCCACGAGAUGGACGAGAAGUCCUCAAGAGACUGAAACGGAAAAGGGCUGACAUCAGCUUUCAGGGAGCGUCCGGACUGGUCCACUUUGAUGCGGAGGGGGAGAGGAAUAUGGACUACUCCCUGUACGACCUGCAGCCCGAUGGGGACUCCACCAAGUUUGUGUCCGUGCUGGACUUCGACAGUCAAACUAAGGUCUUCAGGCAGACGCCCAGGUUCAUGUCAGUGUUCUGGCCAAUGGGAAAGCUUCCUUCUGACAACCCACUCUGUGGUUUCAACAACGAGCUCUGUGAAUGGCUGUACAAUGAUAAGGUGACGGUGGUCCUGUUGGUGCUGCUGCCUCUGAUGGGUGGAGCUGCCCUGCUCUUCAUCACUGUCCUCACCCUCCAGAAGGUCCGUCUCCAGGGGCGACUGGACGACGAGCGCUGGUGGCAGAUCGCCUACAGCGACAUCACCAUCAUCAGAGAGCCCAAGGGUUUUCGGAGCCAGUCGAUGAGCACGACUAUAAGCAAGAGUGGCAGUGGAGGCUCCCAGACCAUCAGCAGCCUGUGGGACGCCAAGGGGCAGGAGGGUAUCUACAUCACCGUCGGCCUCUACCAGGGAAACCAGGUGGCCAUCAAAUACCUGAAGGACCAGGUCCUGUCUGAUGUUAGGAAGCCCUCAGUCAUCCAGGAGUUUAACGUGAUGAGGGAGCUGAAGCAUGAGAAUCUGGUGCAGUUCUUUGGUGUUUGCAUCGAGCCUCCAAACGUGUGUCUGGUCAUGCAGUACUGUAAGAAGGGCAGUCUCAAGGAUGUUCUGAGAAACGCUGACGUGGAGCUGGACUGGAUGUUUAAGCUGUCCUUUGCCUAUGACAUUGUCAAUGGUAUGGAGUUUCUCCAUAAGAGCAGCCUGAAGUCGCAUGGGAACCUGAAGUUGUCCACGUGUCUGGUGGACAGUCGACUGCAGGUCAAGCUGUCUGGCUUCGGCCUCUGGGAACUCAAGCACGGCUGCAGACAUAGACUCAUCCCUAUAGACAAUCCCUGCUUUGAGGACCUGUACUGGACAGCUCCGGAGCUCCUGAGAGAUGUGUUCUUCCCCUCUAACGGGACCCAGAAAGGGGACGUGUACAGCUUCGCCAUCAUCAUGAGAGAGAUCCUCUUCAGCACGGAGGAGGGGCCUUACCACGGCAUCAAACUGGAGCCCAGAGAGAUCAUUGCUCAGCUGCAGACACCCCCUGCUGGUGGACCCCUGCGCCCACACCUGUCCACCCAGGUGCUCCCUGCCCAGGUGAGUGGGGAGGGGCUUCUUAACGUGCUGCAGCAGUGCUGGAGUGAGGAGCCCGACCUGAGACCGCCCUUCACCACCAUCAGGAGACGGCUGCGCGAGGCCAGCCCCGACAGCCACACUAACAUCCUAGACAACAUGGUGAGCAAGUUGGAGAAAUACGCCAACCACCUGGAGGAAGUGGUGGAAGAGAGAACCAAUCAGCUCACAGCAGAGAAAAGCCGCGCCAACAAACUCCUCUCCAGCAUGUUGCCCCGGUACAUUGCGGAGCAGCUGAUGGCGGGUCAGACUGUGGCACCUCAGAGUUAUGACAUGGUGACCAUCUUUUUCUCGGACAUCGUGGGCUUCACGUCCAUGUGUUCCAUCAGCUCGGCCAUGGAGGUGGUCACCCUCCUCAACGACCUUUACACACUCUUCGAUGACAUCAUCACCAUCUACGACGUCUACAAGGUGGAAACCAUCGGCGACGCCUACAUGGUGGCCAGUGGGCUCCCGAUCGUCAACGGCAACAAGCAUGCGGACGAAAUCUCCACCAUGGCACUGCACUUCCUGGCGGCUAUCCAACUGUUUAAGAUCCGCCACAUGCCCACCGAGAGGCUGGCACUCCGCAUAGGCAUCAACUCAGGUCCGGUGGUGGCGGGGGUGGUGGGCACCUCCAUGCCCAGAUACUGUCUGUUUGGGGACACGGUCAACAUGGCGUCCAGGAUGGAGAGCAACAGCCUGCCCCUGAAGAUCCAUAUCUCCCAGAGCACCGCAAACAUCCUGAGGGAGAUGGGGGUCUUUGAGCUCGAGGAGAGAGGGGACAUCGACAUCAAGGGGAAAGGCAAUCAGAAGACAUUCUGGCUGAAGAGUAAGAAGGGUUUUGUGUUCCCCCCUAAAGACAGUCCUGGAACCACCAGCCACAAAGCUACCCCGGAGGAUAAAAUGCCACUGAAGGAGCACAAAGACAGAGUGAGGACUCAGCGCACCGUGGGAAUGGCGGCUGACAUGACGCUCGCCGUACCAAACGUUGAAAUACCAUAG